Messenger RNA from Pocillopora verrucosa, 1650 nucleotides. The record is from RefSeq and is a predicted model, not a curated record. Lineage: Eukaryota; Metazoa; Cnidaria; Anthozoa; Scleractinia; Pocilloporidae.
CAACUCUUCGCCAUGAAUUCCUUUGUAGCAAUUUGCGUUGUUUGCACCGUGGCGAUCCCAGAACCCUUUGCGCAUAGCAGAGGAUCCGAUUACUAGCAACUCCUUAACGGGCAAGGCGCGUCUUGAUUCUUGAUGAUCAUCAAUUUUCGCCAAGAUAAUCUUAUUUCCCCCCCCAACCAACAGCUAUGUCUAAUGUGGAGUUCCUUCGAAUAUUGCAUCAGUGUGAUAAGGAAAUCGAUUGGCAAACUGAAAGUGGGUGGUUGCUAGAUAUUUACGAGGAUUACAUUCCUAAUGACUCGGAAAAAGCUUUCACGAGCGUCAUUACGUUGCUUCGGAAACUGAAAGAUAAGGGAGUUAUAGGGAUUGAUCAUCUCGUUGUAUUGAAAGAUAUACUAAAGAGGAUAAAAAAGAGGAAUCUUCUUCAAAUUUUGAGAGAAUUCGAAAAUAAGAGAAAGGACUAUAAAGAGUUACUGAAGCAGAUAGGCCGAGCACUCCAAGAGUCCAACGAACUACAACGAUCCAUUUCAACCUGCGUAGAAAACAAUGUGAUACCUCGUGAAACCGGAAAACAAAUCAAAGAUUUCGAUGCAUUAUUCAAAAUGUUAGAAGACCGGCACAUAUUGGGAAUAGAGGACCUCACUAUCCUGAAGACUAUAGCAACCGAGGUGGAGAAACCAGAUUUGUGCAGACUGGUGGAGGAAUUCGAAAAGAAGAGAAAACAGGAAGAAGAUGCCGAAAGAUGGAACGACAACAUACGACGAGUAGGAGCUGGUGCCGCUUCUUUUCUUUCUCGUGGAAUAAAAAUUGGCGGAGGAAUAGGAGCUGUUACACCUCACUGUACUUUCCACAAUCUUGUUGGUGGUACCGUACUCGUCACUGCAUGGAUGGUCCUUCGCAAGAGUCGUAACCUGGAAGAAUUUUCCAAUGCUUUGACAGGAGCUGUUCUUCCAUUGGGAAAUUUCUUGCGUGCAAUCGGUGAAGGAUCGAUCCGAUUUACGAUUCAAGCAGAAAAUGUUUUCGCUCUUGACGCACUAUGGCAAAGUUAUCAGGAUAAAACACUACAGACAAAGUUACAAAAGUUUCUUGUUACUGAGGAAAUAGAGCAGCUGACAGGUGGUGAAGUGAGAUUGACUGUGGACAUCGACGAAGAUGAAUACAGAAAUGCCAGGUUGUAUUUGAUGAUAUCAGGAAUAGAAGAGAUGAAACUUGAAGAGGAAAGAGGAUUAAAAGAACGGGCAAGUUCUGAUUCAGACCUUCUGAAAGAACGAAACAUGACCACUGCCAAUACAAGAGAUCCUUUUCCAGAGAGGGAGUUUUUACCAUUUGACAGAAAACUGCGUGUAGAAGAAUAUUUGGAAAAUCUUCAGGAGACCUCCAGCGAAUUCACACUACCGAGUGAUAGCGGAGUUGGGACUUUGAGUAGUGCCACUUCUGAAUAUGGAUUUGACAAAGGAGACAGACUUGAAAAGCUCGACCAGGUUGAAGGGUUAAUCAAAGAUGUCAUUGAGAAUUGGGACAGCAUUCAGGAAGCAUGCAGAGAUGCAUACCCGUCCGAAGGACGUAAAUAUCGUAGCAUAGGGAAAGAAUUGGAAAAGUUCAGAAUGACUCUAGGAACCGUGAAAGAGAUGGAAAAAGAGUGGAUGAUUGCAG